This is a messenger RNA of Quercus lobata, 2492 nucleotides long. RefSeq names its product probable ADP-ribosylation factor GTPase-activating protein AGD14. Gene Ontology annotation, molecular function: GTPase activator activity. The transcript has 13 exons. The coding region runs from base 252 to 2315 and encodes 687 amino acids. The record is from RefSeq and is a predicted model, not a curated record. NCBI's taxonomy places the organism in Eukaryota, Viridiplantae, Streptophyta, Magnoliopsida, Fagales, Fagaceae.
UCUAGUCAAAACUAAAAAAAGGUGAGUCAAAAUAAAACGGGAAAGAAAGGCACAUGACAUGAGAUAAGAGGAGAGUAACACCAACAGCCUAGGACUAGGAGAGCGUUUGUCCAAUCGAGAGCUGAUUAAUUAGAUUGGAAAUCUACUGUGUCUGUGUCUCACUUAGUCCUUUAAUUCAAAACUCAAACCCAAACCCUACUCUAGUCUUCUCGUCGAUUCUCCAGGCUAAUAAGUUAGGGUUCGAUUCCGUAAUGGGAAGCAAAAGAGAAGAAGAGCGAAAUGAAAAGAUCAUUCGUGGUCUCAUGAAGCUUCCUCCCAAUCGGAGAUGCAUCAACUGUAACAGCUUGGGUCCUCAGUAUGUGUGUACGAAUUUUUGGACUUUCAUCUGUGUGACUUGCAGUGGGAUACAUCGCGAGUUUACUCAUCGUGUGAAGUCUGUAUCCAUGGCUAAGUUUACAUCUCAAGAAGUUGAAGCACUUCAAAAUGGUGGUAACCAGCGUGCAAGAGAAUUAUAUUUGAAGGAUUGGGACCUUCAAAGGCAGCGAUUGCCUGAUAGCAGCAAUGUUGAUAAAAUACGUGAAUUUAUAAAGAAUGUGUAUGUAGAGAGAAGAUAUGCUGGAGGAAAGACUACUGACAAGCCUCCGAGAGAUGUGCAGAGCCUUAGAAGCAAUGAAGACGAGGCAAGGCGUGCCAGUUCUUAUCAUUCUUAUUCUCAGAGUCCACCUUAUGAUUAUCAAUAUGAAGAUCGACGGUAUGGAAAACAAUUUGCUGCACUUACCAGGAAGCCUGGUUCGGAUCGAGGCCAUUAUGAGGGGAAGAUGUCUAGUUUUGUCUACAGUCCUGGUCGGUUAAGUGAGCCAAUGUAUGAGGACCGGUUUGCAAAUGAGGGCUCAGUUUCCAGAGGUUCAGACUACUCUGUGUCUAGUGGAGGUGAUCCAUUCAGAUCUGGUGCAGAGUCUCCUAAUUUUCGCAAGGAUGUUAGAUUUAACAGCCCACCUGUUCAGACUUCAAGGGGUAGUUUAAGUGAUGACUUAUUUUUUCGAGCAGCAAAUUCUUCUGAGACAAAUUCCAAAAGAGAUGCAGAUGGAAUUCCACGUCCACAGAGAACUGCUUCUUCAAGUAGCUUUGGAUCAGUGGAGAGCCACUCCCAGUCUUACAAGUCAUAUAACUCGGGUGGUUUAACAGAAGUUGUCUCAGAACCGGAUCAACCUGCAGGAAUUUUCCAGGGUACAGUGUCUACCCUUCCACGAUCAUCUGUUUCCGGAAAUUCUAGUAGUUUAGAUCUUUUCAAGGCACCCCUUGUACCAGAACCAGUCUCUUCUGCCGCUUCAUCCAUUGAUUUGUUUCAAAUGCCAGCAACAUCAUCGGCUCCAUCUCCAGCCUCAUCUGUGAAUGUGUAUCAACCUCCACAAACUUUUCCAUCGUCAUCCUUAAACUCCUUUCCAGAGAUUCCUCAGCAGCAGUCAGCUACAACCUUGGAUAGAGAAACACCACAAAUAUCUGUCCCUAAAAAUGAAGGAUGGGCAACGUUUGAUUCACCUCAGCCCACAGCAUCUGUUCCACAUGCUGAAAAUCCUACCCCUGCAAAAGCACCUUCUAGUGAUGUAGGCUCGUUGGAAAAGUUUGACCCGUUUUCAUCCUUAGAUACAAACAUACAAUGGCCAUCAUUUCAUCUUGAAAGUGUUCAUGGGCCUUCUUCAAUAAUGUCUAAUCAAUGGCAUGAUGGUUUGCACAAUGUUCAAGCUCCCACGAUAGCAACAAGCACUCCGGUGUGGAAUGCAUUUGAAGAUUCCAUUGGGAACCUUCCUUUGAAUGCCAAUGUGAAAGGUAGUGAACUACAGCUAGAAACUCACAAUCUUUCAUCAACUGCUGAUCAGUAUUUGGGCUUUAGAGGUUUAGAGGACUCCUGUAAAGAUGGGAUUCAAAGAGAUGCUGUUUAUUUUCCCCCAGGUCCUACUGAACAGUCACAUGUCAUGGGGCCAUCCUAUCCUCUGAUGGGGGAGAUUCAAUCACAUGCAGUGGAUGUUAAAUCAAGAAAUCCAUUUGAUCUUCCUAAUGAUUCUGAUUUGGAACAGAGCAAUAUGUUUUUGGACAUGAGCUCCUUGCAAGCUGCUCUUCCUAAUGCACAGUUGCCAUCCACCUAUCAUGGUGGUGUAUCUCAACCAUGGUUCCCGCAAAAUCCAAUGACUCCUUAUAUUCCGGCUGCAGGACAAGGUGGCUUAACAUAUAUGGCAGGGCAAGCACCAAGCUCCCAAAUAGGGAAUGUUCCAUCACAGGGGCCUUUCAGUUCUAUUGGAGGAAACCCUUUUGCAUAGGACUUUGCUGUCGAAAUUAUUAUUUUCAUUAUUCAGUUUGUAGUAGAGGUUUUUCACUAUUUAUAUCUAACCUUAUUCUAAGCUAGAAUAAUUAAUUUCCGUGGUAUUAUUUAUUUUUGAAUUCUUUGUGAAAAAUAAAAUUUAGUGAGUAACUUUCAGCCAAACUGCAAGGCCGUG